Messenger RNA from Otolemur garnettii (small-eared galago), 5192 nucleotides. RefSeq names its product PTPRF interacting protein alpha 2 (gene PPFIA2). Gene Ontology annotation, molecular function: protein binding. The transcript is spliced from 32 exons. Gene Ontology annotation, biological process: synapse organization. The coding region runs from base 145 to 3843 and encodes 1232 amino acids. Gene Ontology annotation, cellular component: presynaptic active zone. NCBI's taxonomy places the organism in Eukaryota, Metazoa, Chordata, Mammalia, Primates, Galagidae. The record is from RefSeq and is a predicted model, not a curated record.
GAAGAUGCUGUAGCGUCCUCGCCGGCGCCCAGCAGGGAAAUGGUCCAGGAGCGCUGGGUGUGAGCCUCCCUGCUCGGCAAGCCGGAGACUGCGGUUGUCAUUGAUCAGUUGAAGAACCAGGACCCGAAAUCACAGACAUUAGCGAUGAUGUGUGAAGUGAUGCCCACGAUUAACGAGGACACCCCGAUGAGCCAAAGGGGGUCCCAAAGCAGUGGCUCAGACUCAGACUCCCAUUUUGAGCAGCUGAUGGUGAAUAUGCUUGAUGAGAGGGAUCGUCUUCUAGACACCCUUCGGGAGACCCAGGAAAGCCUCUCGCUUGCUCAGCAAAGACUUCAGGAUGUCAUCUAUGACAGAGAUUCACUCCAGAGACAGCUGAAUUCCGCUCUGCCACAGGAUAUCGAAUCCCUAACAGGAGGGCUGACUGGUUCUAAGGGGGCUGAUCCACCGGAAUUUGCUGCACUGACAAAAGAAUUAAAUGCCUGCAGGGAACAACUUCUGGAGAAGGAAGAAGAAAUAUCUGAACUUAAAGCUGAAAGAAACAACACACGACUAUUACUGGAGCAUUUGGAGUGCCUUGUGUCACGACAUGAACGGUCACUGAGGAUGACGGUGGUAAAACGGCAAGCCCAGUCUCCCUCAGGAGUCUCUAGUGAAGUCGAGGUUCUCAAGGCACUGAAAUCUUUGUUUGAGCACCACAAGGCCUUGGAUGAAAAGGUAAGGGAGCGACUGAGGGUUUCUUUAGAAAGAGUCUCUGCACUGGAAGAAGAACUAGCUGCGGCUAAUCAGGAGAUUGUUGCCUUGCGUGAACAAAAUGUUCAUAUCCAAAGGAAAAUGGCGUCAAGUGAGGGAUCCACAGAGUCAGAACAUCUCGAAGGGAUGGAGCCAGGUCAGAAAGUCCAUGAAAAGCGUUUGUCCAAUGGUUCUAUAGACUCAACUGAUGAUACUAGUCAAAUAGUCGAACUGCAAGAAUUGCUUGAAAAGCAAAACUAUGAAAUGGCCCAAAUGAAAGAACGCUUAGCAGCGCUGUCUUCCCGAGUGGGAGAGGUGGAGCAGGAAGCAGAGACGGCAAGAAAGGAGCUCAUUAAGACGGAAGAAAUAAACACCAAGUACCAGAGGGACAUCAGGGAGGCUAUGGCCCAGAAGGAAGAUAUGGAAGAAAGAAUCACGACCCUUGAGAAACGUUACCUCAGUGCUCAGAGAGAAUCUACCUCCAUACACGACAUGAAUGACAAACUAGAAAACGAGUUGGCGAAUAAGGAAGCCAUCCUGCGGCAGAUGGAAGAGAAAAACAGACAGUUACAAGAACGUCUUGAGCUAGCUGAGCAGAAGUUGCAGCAGACUAUGAGAAAGGCUGAGACCUUACCUGAAGUAGAGGCUGAACUGGCUCAGAGAAUUGCUGCCCUAACAAAGGCUGAGGAGAGACAUGGAAAUAUUGAGGAGCGUAUGAGACACCUGGAAGGUCAGCUGGAAGAGAAGAAUCAGGAACUUCAAAGAGCCAGGCAAAGAGAGAAAAUGAAUGAGGAGCAUAACAAGAGAUUAUCUGACACUGUGGAUAGGCUUCUCACUGAAUCCAAUGAACGCCUCCAGCUGCACCUGAAGGAGAGAAUGGCUGCUCUGGAGGAGAAGAAUGUUUUAAUUCAAGAAUCAGAAACUUUCAGAAAGAAUCUUGAAGAAUCUUUACAUGAUAAGGAGAGAUUAGCAGAAGAAAUUGAAAAGCUGAGAUCUGAACUUGACCAAAUGAAGAUGAGAACUGGCUCUUUAAUUGAACCCACAAUAUCAAGAACUCAUCUAGACACCUCAGCCGAGUUGCGGUAUUCGGUUGGGUCCUUAGUGGACACCCAGUCUGACUACAGAACGACUAAAGUGAUCAGAAGGCCGCGGAGAGGGCGCAUGGGCGUGCGCAGAGAUGAGCCCAAGGUGAAAUCUCUUGGGGAUCAUGAGUGGAAUAGAACUCAACCAAUUGGAGUACUAAGCAGCCACCCUUUUGAAAGUGACACUGAAAUGUCUGAUAUUGAUGAUGAUGAUAGAGAAACAAUUUUUAGCUCAAUGGAUCUUCUCUCUCCAAGUGGUCAUUCUGAUGCCCAGACACUAGCCAUGAUGCUUCAGGAACAACUGGAUGCCAUCAACAAAGAAAUCAGGCUGAUUCAGGAAGAAAAAGAAUCCACAGAGUUGCGAGCUGAAGAAAUUGAGAAUAGAGUGGCGAGUGUGAGCUUGGAAGGCCUGAAUCUGGCGAGGGUCCACCCAGGUACCUCCAUCACUGCCUCUGUCACUGCUUCAUCACUGGCCAGUUCAUCUCCCCCUAGUGGACACUCAACGCCAAAGCUCACCCCGCGAAGCCCUGCCCGGGAAAUGGAUCGGAUGGGAGUCAUGACGCUGCCAAGUGAUCUAAGGAAACAUCGGAGAAAGAUUGCAGUGGUGGAAGAAGAUGGUCGGGAGGAUAAAGCAACCAUCAAAUGUGAAACCUCUCCUCCUCCCACCCCGAGAGCCGUCAGAAUGACUCACACCCUCCCUUCCUCCUACCACAACGAUGCCAGAAGUAGUUUAUCUGCCUCUCUUGAGCCAGAAAGCCUUGGGCUUGGCAGUGCCAACAGCAGCCAAGACUCCCUUCACAAAGCCCCCAAGAAGAAAGGGAUCAAGUCUUCAAUAGGAGGCUACAUGGAGAGUGAAGCUGCAGCUCAGGAGUCCCUGGGGCUGGGAAAACUCGGAACUCAAGCUGAAAAGGACAGAAGACUGAAGAAAAAGCAUGAACUUCUUGAAGAAGCUCGGAGAAAGGGCCUGCCCUUUGCCCAAUGGGAUGGGCCCACUGUGGUCGCGUGGCUAGAGCUCUGGCUGGGAAUGCCAGCUUGGUACGUGGCCGCCUGCAGAGCCAACGUGAAGAGCGGCGCCAUCAUGUCUGCUCUGUCCGACACAGAGAUCCAGAGAGAAAUUGGAAUCAGCAAUCCACUGCAUCGCUUAAAACUCCGAUUAGCAAUCCAAGAGAUGGUUUCCCUGACGAGUCCUUCAGCUCCUCCGACAUCCAGAACUCCAUCAGGCAACGUCUGGGUGACCCACGAAGAAAUGGAAAAUCUUGCAGCUCCAGCAAAAACGAAAGAAUCUGAGGAAGGAAGCUGGGCUCAGUGUCCGGUUUUUCUGCAGACCCUGGCUUACGGGGAUAUGAACCACGAGUGGAUUGGGAACGAGUGGCUUCCCAGCCUGGGGUUACCGCAGUACCGAAGUUACUUUAUGGAAUGCUUGGUCGAUGCGAGAAUGUUAGAUCAUCUAACAAAAAAAGAUCUCCGUGUGCAUUUAAAAAUGGUGGAUAGUUUCCAUCGAACAAGUUUGCAGUAUGGAAUUAUGUGCUUGAAGAGGUUGAAUUAUGACAGAAAGGAACUAGAAAGAAGACGGGAAGCAAGCCAACAUGAAAUAAAAGAUGUGUUGGUGUGGAGCAAUGAUCGAGUUAUUCGCUGGAUACAAGCAAUCGGACUUCGAGAAUAUGCAAAUAAUAUUCUUGAGAGCGGUGUGCACGGCUCACUGAUAGCCCUGGAUGAGAACUUCGACUACAGCAGCUUAGCUUUAUUAUUACAGAUCCCUACGCAGAACACCCAGGCAAGGCAGAUUCUUGAAAGAGAAUACAAUAACCUCUUGGCCUUGGGAACUGAGCGGCGACUGGAUGAAAGUGAUGACAAGAAUUUCCGACGCGGAUCGACUUGGAGAAGGCAGUUUCCUCCUCGUGAAGUCCACGGAAUCAGCAUGAUGCCUGGGUCCUCAGAAACACUACCAGCUGGGUUUAGGUUAACCACAACAUCCGGGCAGUCCAGGAAAAUGACAACGGAUGAUGUCGUCUUUUCGGUCUACACUACCUGAAGUGCACUACCACCUCAGAAGGGGGGGGCAAUGGAGACCUUCGUGGAGACUGAAUUCCAAGGAAAUAACAACAAAGCGACGAUUUAAUAAAAGCUGAAAAAUGCGAUUGGGGGGGAGUCCGACAUUACAUCUGAUUAGUUUACUACAAUUGUAAUAAAACGCUUAAGUCAUUUGGAUAAUAAACAUGAUCCACGUCGUAAAUUCUGUACAACAGAUGCUUUUAUGAAAUGAAGCCACUUGUUUUUUCAUGUUUUCUUGUAAUAUACUAGACAUUUAUGUAUGACCGUGUAUUUCUUUUUAAAUGUGUCUUAAUGUAAAUGGAUAUAAAUAUGAUUUUUUAAAAAAUAAAUUAUAUGGUUCAUGGAGUCUCAAGUGCAAACAUUUGACAAUUCCAAGUACUCUUUGUAUUCUAUCAUGCCACCAUUUCUACAGUUUCUGGAUUGUAACGGUCAAUCGAUAUGUUUCCUUGAAGCAUAUUCCACAUGUUUCUCCUUCAAGUCUGUCAAUCCUUAAAAGCUGAACACCUGCCUCUGAUCAUGUAAAAAAGAAUGAUUUAACCUGGAACUGGAGCCAAAAAUAGACCUUCCAAGGCAAUCAGGGAUGUCCUAUAUCUUUAGAAAUAGCACUGUGACGGCUCGAUCUCCUUUUCAAUACAAAACAAAGCCAAACUGUUUACAAUAGUCAAAAGCAAUUAUUUAAAAAUUUAUAUAUAAAAACAUUAUCUUGUUACCUGUGGACCAAGGGGAGGGGGGGAAGACUUCUUUACUAAGAACCAUGUGUUUAUUCAAAUAUCUUAAACCGCCAGCCAGCACUGGACAGUGAAUGUCAACCACUUCAGAGUCUGAGGCUCAUUUCUGAUGGAAAAAACAAAACCCCAGAAACCUUUUCGUUUUGUCAAUCUAACAGGGCAUUAGCCAGACUCACGUCUAAUGUUAUAAGCUUUUUGCCGAGAUGGCCUUGUUGAGACUUCCCUAAAGUCAGUUUUAUCAGAGGAAAUAAAUGAAAGACAGAAUGAUUAACAUAUAUACUGUAUAAAAGUAUAGAAGAGUAAUCUCUUCCCUGUGGCUUUAUUUGGUCGUGUUAUACUGUUGUUUAUUCUUUGUUUAUAUGGAAGAUUUCAAAGUAAAACCUAUUUAAUAAUACCACUUAUCUAACCGCUGAUUUUCUGCUGCUUGAUCUUACUAAGCGCAAGACCUGUCAUUAGUAAUUUCUCUUUUGUACUUUAAUUUGCUAUGUUUGCACGUACAUUACCUUUGUUUUGAUGUCUAUUUUUGUUUUAACAGAUUCAGUCAAAAGAUAAUGGUAACAGAAACCCUCUCCAUUGUCAAUAAAAAAAAAAAAUACUUCCA